This is a messenger RNA of Coprinopsis cinerea okayama7#130, 1676 nucleotides long. RefSeq names its product translation release factor. The coding region runs from base 62 to 1381 and encodes 439 amino acids. The transcript has 6 exons. Lineage: Eukaryota; Fungi; Basidiomycota; Agaricomycetes; Agaricales; Psathyrellaceae. Gene Ontology annotation, biological process: cytoplasmic translational termination. Gene Ontology annotation, molecular function: sequence-specific mRNA binding; translation release factor activity, codon specific. Gene Ontology annotation, cellular component: translation release factor complex; cytosol. The record is from RefSeq and is a predicted model, not a curated record.
CGUCGUUGCUCUUCACAAAAACCACUUGGGCUUGUAGAGAGCGUAUACAUCGUCGCCCACGAUGAGCCAGCCCGAUGCUGCGGAGCAGAACAUUCAGAUGUGGAAGGUCAAGAAGCUCAUCAAGAGCCUUGACUCGGCCAGAGGUGCUGGCACUUCCAUGAUCAGUCUUAUCCUACCGCCAAAGGAUCAAAUUUCAAGGGCGUCUGCCAUGUUGACACAAGAAUACGGUACAGCGUCCAACAUCAAGUCUCGAGUCAAUCGUCUCUCUGUGCUGGCAGCUAUCACCAGUACCCAGCAGCGUCUCAAGCUGUACAACAAGGUUCCUCCCAACGGCCUCGUGCUCUUCGUCGGUACGAUCUUGACCGAUGAAGGCAAGGAAAAGAAGGUCUCUUUCGAUUUCGAGCCCCACAAGCCUAUCAACACUUCUCUGUACCUCUGUGACAACAAAUUCCACACUGAGGCCCUCUCAGAGCUGCUGGAGUCAGACUCCCGCUUCGGUUUCAUCGUCAUGGACGGUAACGGCACCCUCUUCGGUAUCCUCGCCGGAAACACCCGUGAAAUCAUCCACAAGUUCACCGUCGACCUCCCCAAGAAGCACGGACGUGGUGGUCAGUCCGCCCUCCGUUUCGCCCGUCUCCGUGACGAAAAGCGCCACAACUACGUCCGCAAGGUUGCUGAAUUGGCCGUCCAGCACUUUAUCACCAACGAUAAAGUCAACGUCAACGGACUGGUUUUGGCCGGUAGCGCCGAUUUCAAAACUGAGCUCGGGCAGUCUGACAUGUUCGACCCUCGUCUGGCUGCCAAGGUCAUCAAAGUCGUCGAUGUCAGCUACGGUGGCGAGAACGGCUUCAACCAGGUUGGUUAUGCGAUUUCCGAGUCUUUGGCCAACGUGAAAUUCGUGCAAGAGAAGAGGCUUAUUCAGAAGUAUUUCGACGAGAUCAGCCAAGAUACUGGCAAAUACUGCUUCGGUAUCGACGACACCUUGAAGGCUCUCGAGCUUGGUGCUGUCGAGACCCUCAUCGUCUGGGAGAACCUUGACAUCACUCGCUACGUCUUGAGGAACGCUGCUGGUGAGGAAAUCGUCAUCCACGCCAACAAGGAGCAGGAGAAAGAUAAAGAGAAGUUCACCGACAAAUCCACCGGUGCCGAGAUGGAGCAGGUCAAGGAGCCUCAGCCCCUCCUGGAGUGGUUCGCCGAAAAUUACAAGGAAUUCGGUGCCACCCUCGAAUUCAUCACCAACAAGUCCCAGGAAGGUGCUCAGUUCGUCAAGGGCUUCGGUGGUAUCGGUGGACUCCUUCGUUACAAGGUCGACUUCAACAACCUGGCGUCGGUUGAUGAUGACGACGACGACGAGUUCUACUCGGACGACGAUAUUAUGUGACGUUUUUGCCGGCUCCAGUUCGGAGCCCCUCCCAAUCUAGAGGGCAUGUCGGGAGGGGUGGAGGGGAGGGGUGCUGUGGUCGAGGUCAAGGUCGGACAUCGCGGGGUCGAGGUCGCGAAGAAAAUGAAUGUAGCAGCGGGUUCUCAAGAAGAUUGUUGUACAGGUCAACAAGGCAACUACAAUCACCCAAACUCGUUCGGUCGGCUCGGUUCACAACGACGGCCAUGCAGCAACAUUGCCCACUCAAUAUUACUCGUUUUCGACGGCAAGUUGUAUUCGAUACCUUUAUGGAUUC